Schistocerca americana (American grasshopper) is the source of this 866-nucleotide messenger RNA. RefSeq lists its product as uncharacterized. Bases 11 to 841 code for a protein of 276 amino acids. NCBI's taxonomy places the organism in Eukaryota, Metazoa, Arthropoda, Insecta, Orthoptera, Acrididae. The record is from RefSeq and is a predicted model, not a curated record. The transcript has 8 exons.
UUAUGAUGCCAUGAGAAGGAUAAACCCAACAAUGUAUGCAAUACUUUAUGCAAAAUGGUGUGCAUCACAUCAUUUACCUGUUAAUGAGGCUUACAGGAGUCAAAUUCCACAUAAUAUAACAGCUAGAGAAUCUUCACAUUUGGCGAGAGAGCGAUUGCCAAAGGACUUUAUAACUGCUCAUUGUGAUACAGAUGGAAGUGAAAUUCUUACUUCUGAUUCUUCAUCAUCUCCAGAAACCAAGGAGAUGGAACAUUUAGACAGAGGUCUUGUUGAAGAAUAUUGCCAGGUUACCUCAGGAAGUGGACACCAGGUAAAUGACAGAGAUAUUACAUCAGAAGUACAACUACAAAGAGGUGUUACUGCUGACAGGGUGCUGCCAAAGUUCCAUGAACCAGGGGACACGAAUCCUAGACAGGAGAUAAAGGUUAUUUCAUCAGAACAACUGCAAACUUUGUGCCCUGCUGUUAAUAAGAGCCUAAACAAAACAGAUGAUCCAUCUGAAAAGAAGCAAGGAAAGUCAUGGAUAAAUACAUUUCUGAACAAAAUGCGUUUCUCAACAACAGAAGCACAUCUACCAGAUGACGACUGUCCAACAAUUGUAUGGGAUAAUGAUAGAAAACAGUGGAUUGAUACAACUACAAAUGAAAACAGUCACUCUGGUGAUCUGCUUUUGCCUCCAAAGUCAUCUGGGAUUGGUCCAUGUGGAGCCAACAAUGUUUACAGGCUCAAAAAAUCAAGAGAUGUAAGAUCAAAGUAUGUGGAUGUUCUACAGACCAACAAACAAUUUUCGAAUGUGAUACUAGGUUUCAAGAACAGCUCAGAAGAGAAAUCAUAUUUAUAACAAGGGAACUAUAUAACUAGAUGUG